Cryptomeria japonica (Japanese cedar) is the source of this 3314-nucleotide messenger RNA. RefSeq lists its product as uncharacterized. The record is from RefSeq and is a predicted model, not a curated record. Bases 582 to 3092 code for a protein of 836 amino acids. Gene Ontology annotation, molecular function: protein binding. The transcript is spliced from 4 exons. Lineage: Eukaryota; Viridiplantae; Streptophyta; Pinopsida; Cupressales; Cupressaceae.
UCAUUAAAUCCCGUCAAAAAUGAUCCAUCUUUACUAGAGUUAACUGAGCUAUUCUCACCGUAUAACUUCAGCACAGGGAAAACUAAAUUUGAGAUUGCUUUUCCUGCAAUAGUUUUCCUUCUCAAUUUGAUGUAUAUCAGUUGAUAGCUUUGCCUCCGAAAAAUUGGAAAUGGAAAGGAGUUUUUAAGUUUGAUGGAUAUCAGUCAAUAGUUUUGGCUCCGAGCAAUUGGAAAUAGAAACAAGUUUUUAAGUUUGAUGGAUAUCAGUCAAUAGUUUUGGCUCCGAGCAAUUAGAAAUAGAAACAAGUUUUUAAGAUAAAAUAUUGUUCGCUGCAUCGGGUGCGCUGGUUUUUAACUGUAUUUUAUUACAACAUAUGAAACAUUUAAGAGGUGUAAUUACCUUUUUUCCUUUGAAUGUGGGAAACCCUGUUUUCCUUUGCCAUUGGUACGUAUUUCCCAAAAUUGUCAUUUUAAUCUACCAAAGCCUACCAUUCUCUAAACUUAAUCUUGAAUCUAGACAUAAAUUUCAUUUAAUCUCAUCCUACUUUUAUUGUUUAGUAGAUCUGUGUAAAUUAUUUGGCAAUGGCGGAAAAUUUUCUAGCGCCAGAGAUUUCAGAAGAUGAGAGCAAGAUAAAUUCUGCAGGACAAGAAACCGCUACGAAUCUAAUGAAAUUGCAGCUCGGUUGUUCAUCUAGUGGUAGUGCCGCUCCUGAAAAGAAAUCACAACAGGAAAUUAUUCCUCCAAAAGCAUCACAGGUCAGUGACUCUAAUGAGGAAGAUCCGUCUUUAGGUAAAUGCAUGCAGCCAGGUCAACAAGAGCCCCCAUUUUAUGAGAAGUUUGCUCGUAAUCUUGGAGUGAGGAAUUAUAUGUCAGUUAUUGCAGAAGCAGACAUGAAAUUCGAUAAACAGGCUUGUACUUCACUUCGUAAUAAAGCUGGCAUAUAUCUCCCCCAUCCUGAAAUAGGAAAGGUUUUGCGCAUGCAUGACACGCCAGAGAAGGAAUUUGAAGCAAGUCAUGAAGCUGCAGAAUCUGCAGAUGAACUCGUUCCGGUCAAACUAGAGGAUUUGAAAGUUGGGAAACGGAAUGAAUGUGUAGUUUUGUAUGGGGAGCUCUGUGUUGAACCUUUCAAAUUUGGCAGAAUAUACACUGUGCUGGAGGAGGUGGACACCAACAAUGUAGUGACUCUUUCUAUAGUUUCACCAGAUCCUUCAACUAUCAACCAGUCUUUUGCAAGACAUUAUUAUCCUAAAGGCAUGAAAAUUGCUGUGAAGGAGCCCCAGCUCGUACAAAGUGAAAGCGGUCUCAUCUUCAUUUAUGUGAACAAUCCCUUGUCUAUUGAAACAUUACAGAGUAUUUCUCCUUCUGCAGAUGAAAAUGUUACAGUCAGUAAAGUAAAAAUUUGCAAGUGGAUGAAUUGUAUACAGGAGACUAUUAAAGCAAAGGAGUGGAAAAAAUGUAUCAGAAAUUGUACUAAAUGUGAAAUAAGCUACCUCAAGGGAAUGCAUGUUGAUGAGAUAUCAAUUCUGGAAGUCUAUCUGGACAGGUAUCAUGCCCAAAUGCAAAUUGGGCUAUAUGAGGGAGCUCUAGAAGAUACGGAAAAAUAUACAAAGAUGAACCCUUCUGACAGCUUUGGAGUAGUCUGCAAAAUACGCUCGCUAUUAUCCUUGGGAAGGUAUAACGAUGCAUAUCGUUUACUCCAUCAUGCAUUGGCUGUUGAUUAUUACGGAGAUGACGUCAGAAAAGAAUUCAUUACUUUUUAUCGUUCUUGGGGUUCUUUGUAUUUUGAUAUGGGUGAGGCCAUCAUAGCAGAAGCAGGAGCAGGAUCAGGCAGGCCAAAAUGUAUUGUACCAGACGGUGAUUUCUUGGGGCCAGUGGAAAUCAGAAACACAAAUUAUGUUUGCGGAAGGGGUUUGUUUGCAACAGAGGAUAUUGAGGUAGGUCAGCAAUUGUUGAUGAGCAAGGCUUUGGCAAUCUCUCGCAAGGCUAUGGAUGAUCCCAUCAAGAAUGGGCUGCUCAGAAAUGUGAAAGAUGUACUGGCUUCAUGUGAAGACAACACUCUAAAACUCUUCCUCUGUCAUGCCCGCGGCAGGAUCAAUUUGGAAGGGAUGAUUCCAAGAAUGGAGGAUUUCUUCAGCGAGUCUGGUCAAGAUAACAAUAUCCCAACAUCAAAGAGGGAGAGUGGAAGCACAAUUCCAGUACGAGAACAGUAUGAGAGGCUGCCUGACAAAGAUCGAGAAAUCCUUGACAUCUUAAAACGCAUAGCAUUAGAGGACUCUUCACCAGCUGCAAUGGAAGAAAAGGGCAAUGUAUCAGUGAUCAUCAAUCCUGUUCCAACCAGGCAGUAUUAUGGGGUAUGGCUGCUUGUGUCCUUCAUAAAUCACUCAUGUGUGCCCAAUGCAACAAGAAUCAAUGUGGGGGAUAUCAUGAGAAUUCAUGCCACCAAGCCCAUUGAAAAGGGCCAAGAAAUCACCAUUCCUUAUUUUGGUGUUUUGGUUCCCUAUCAUCUACGACAGGAAUCUUGCAAGGCUUUUGGCUUCUGCUCUGAAUGUAAGUGCAAAAGAUGCAAAUUGGAAAAGAAGGUAAUAGAAUCUGAAUCAAAAGCACAGAGACUUUACAACGACUACCAGAGAUUCUUCAUUUCCAAUAAGAAAAACAAUGCUACCCAGCUGCUGCAGAAGUUUGUUAAUCAAACUGAAAACUGUUUAGAAGUUUUAAGGCAUAAAAAAAUUUUAAUGGAUAAAGAGACUGAAGCGUGGAUUCGGUCGUCGUUUAUGGCUGCCUAUUUGGCGCGUAUUGUUUGCAGGAAAAGCAGAGCUGAAAAGAAAUCAGUAGAAGAAGAGGAGAAAACACUCCUGACAGCAGUACGAUCCGUAGGUAUGACUUGUCCCGGGGAUAUUCAAUAUCUCACAUUUUGCCAGAGUUGCUUUCUAUUUUGGAGGCAUCUUGCAUCCAACCAGCUGGGUUCUUCAUUGAAUAUCUAUGCGGGCUUGGCGGUUGAAUUUUGGAAGAAGGCUUGUCUUUUCGUUUAUGGAGAACAGAGGAUAGAUGUGAUGCAACUUCUUUGGGAAAAAUUGGCAUUGCCUGGAAAGUGAUGAAGGCUAGACACCUUCAAAAUGCUAUACCUAAGAAAGACAAUGCAUAAUUAUUUUGUUUGUUUGUUUUUUGUUUUUUUUAAUUAAAACAUUGGAUUCCGCGUAUUUAUAAGUUAGAUUUAUAAAUAACAUUAUGGGGUGGUGUAUUCUAUGGGUCCCAUAAGAGUAAUUAACAUUGAGAGAUGUUGAUUGGAUCAACAAAUUCAGGAGUUUUGUGGUAGA